Messenger RNA from Ostertagia ostertagi, 417 nucleotides. NCBI's taxonomy places the organism in Eukaryota, Metazoa, Nematoda, Chromadorea, Rhabditida, Trichostrongylidae. The record is from the annotation of a GenBank genome assembly.
CAAGAAGCGCCCUGCUCUCCUCACGAACACCCAUUGGAAUUCACUUACGUCUACUCGUUCUUUCUUCGCCCACCCGGCAAAUUUGACCCUAUUGAAUAUGCCCAGAAUGUUCAACAAAUUGCAGCAGUCCGUUCAGUAGAGCAGUUUUGGAGUGUCUACCGCCACAUUAAGCGGCCUUGUGAUAUUGGCGAAAAAGUAGACGUUCAUUUCUUCAAAAAAGGUAUCAAACCAGUAUGGGAAGAUGAGGCCAACAUCAAAGGAGGAAAAUGGAUUCUUCGCUUAAAAAAGGGUCUGUCUUCUCGCAUUUGGGAAAAUCUUCUGCUUGCAAUGGCUGGUGAACAGUUCCUCGUUGGUGACGAAAUUUGCGGAGCCGUGUGUUCAGUUCGUAAUCAGGAAGAUAUAGUGUCGUUGUGGAAC